AUGUCUGCAACAGCAGAUCCAGUGUUCCAGCGACGCAACAAACAGAUACAAGAGGCCAUUGACUCUCAUAACCUGAAGCAGGCUUUACAGCUUAUUGAUAAGAGGAUCAAAAAGGGCGAGGAUACGAGGUUUCUAAGAGCUUGGAAAGCGCACAUUCUCUUCCUACACCCCGAUCAAACACAUUCACGGCAAGGAAUCGCCGCAACGCUCGAGAUAUGCAAACUUGACCCUCCUACCACAGACUUGGACACCAUAGACUUAUUGAACUCAACUCUGAACUCGAUAAAAGGUCAUGAGGAUACAGCAAGAGGUCUCUGGGAGAAAGCAGCCAAAACAAAGCCUCAGGAUCAUGAAAUUCAGUCUCAAUGGUUUAUCAGGUCGUUCGAAGGGGAAGACUGGAAGUCUGCGCAGAAGGCUGCUAUGAGUCUGAAUGCAAACUUCCCCAAGCAACGAAAGUACUAUCUUUGGGCAAUCUUUCUGUGCCAUCUCUUGGCUGUGAAUUCGAAUUCUUCCGAGUCUGAACGCAAACUCUUUGGGACUCUAGCAUAUCGCAUGAUAUCCAAGGCUGCGGAAAAUGUGCCAGCUGAUCCUAAAGAAUUGUUGAGUCCCCCAAGAGCUAUCCAGACCGCCGAGGAGUUGAUUCUCCUGAUCAAGAUCUUCCAGUCGCAAGGUCGAGAUGAUGAGGCUUUAAAAAUCCUUAAUAGCGAUAACCUGGGGCUGAACUCACGAUUGGUUCAGAACGACUGGUCCUUCAUUCGAGAGAAGUUACUCGCUCUAGAAAGAGCAGAGAAGUGGAUGGAUGGCCUUGGCUAUGCCAAAGAGCUUUUGACUAUGCCAGACGAAGACGAAUCGGCAAAGAAGCUUCUACAAGAAAGAGAUGACUGGGGAGUUUGGAGCCUUCUGUUAGACUCAACCAAGAAGAUGGAUGACAAAAAGACUUGCGAAGAUACAGUAUCGUUCGUUCAGAAAUUCGCCCAACGUUUUCCGAAAUCAAGGAAUGCUCACCUUGCCCGUUUGGAGGUUUCAACAUGGAGAUUGAAAAGCGGUGAACUUGCACAAUCUGACUACCUUGCUGAUCUCCGCAACUUUUAUGAUUCAAAUAGUACCAAGAUGUACUGCUUUGAUGAUAUCCGGAAAUACGCCUCACGCUUAGACCCGACUCAAAUCUUGGAGUUAGUCGAUUAUGCCUUGGAGAAAGCUGCUGGUCAGAAAGAUGUGUCUGUCACUGCUCAACAGAUCACAAUCAUUAACGCCUAUAAGCUCGAUUACUGCUUCAAAGUUUUCUCUGGCCCCUUGUCGUCCAGGAAAAGAGUUGAGGCCUUCGUAUCACGUUGUCUCACAAUGUACCGUGCUAUGAAGAAAGAAGAAGCCACAGACAAGACAAUCGAAAAUCAGCCAAGAGACGAUCUUGGACUACUUGCGGUCACGGCCCUUAUCCGAUUAAAUGACAGUCAAGGGCAGCCUAGUCAGGAAAAGCCUCCUACUGCGGAACUGAUUCGUUCCGCAGCGAUAUUAGAAUAUCUCUGUCAAAACUCGCCACACAAUUAUCAAAUCCUGCUUCUUCUCGUGAGAGUAUACCUCCUUCUCGGUGCAGGCUCAAUUGCCAUGAAAACCUUUAGCAAGCUCUCUGUGAAACAGAUUCAAAACGAAACCGUGGCACACAAUCUAUAUACUCGCAUUGCCACAAUUCAUCCACUCGGAGCGCCACCUAUCGAAGCCGAAUUCAAAGAUUUCAUCCCUGAAGUCGCUCUUUCUCACGCAAUCAACUUUUACGACCAUGCUGACCGAACGGCAACGAGGCAGCGAACAAUGGGAUUGAAUCUUGGAAGCUAUGCCAAUGUUGAAGGUACGAUUGAGCUUCAACAGAGCUUGAGGAAUAGUAUCUGCAGACGCAUGUGGGCUCUCGAAGCACGCCGACUUGAUAGAUUACAAGGAAAAGAUCGAUUUUCUAGAUUCGAUGAUAUCAUUUUAGACGAGUCCGAGGUGGUGGACAAGCGGACGUUUGAUGCUUUCAUGAACUGUGAACCAUUGGGCGCGCCAUCGCUCGAGGAAAGGUUGCGGCUCGGGCCAUUGCCAAAGAAACGCUGGAUCAGUGCGACGGGCAUAAUCGACAAAAUCUGGGGUUUGAAUCACCAACUCUUGUCACAAAAGCCAAUCAAACCAGACACGGCGCUUCCUGACAUUGAGAUUUUGGACAUGUCUGACGUUGUUGAUGAUAUGACAUUAGCUGAGAGGAGCAAUGCCGAAUUCCAUCGUCUACUACUGAAAGCGACCUUGUUACUGUCCGAUUCCAAAUCAGUCGUUGGACAAGAUAUUAACAAGAUUUUCAAUCAGAUGGAAGAAUGGGUUUCGAAGACACUUCAAAGUGUGUCAGAUGAGGCUGAUCUAUUUGCAAACACUACGAUCUCUGUGUCAUCAGAAGGAAACGGCAAGAGGCCGCUGCCUUUUUGGCAAUACCUUCACACUAGCAUCUUGCUUCUAGAGACUCUCAAGGUAUUGUCAUCCACAAUAUCGUUGUUAGAGACAUCGUCGAAGAAAUUACCGAAAUCCGGUACCAAACCCUCCAAGGAAGCAGUGCAAGGUCUCAAAGAAGCAGCAAAUAAACUUCAGGAGCAAAUCAAAUCCAACACGCGAACUUUGAGGUCCAGUGUCAUAGGAUCAGGGGUGCUCGGUGCUUUGACCGACCUGAUAUUUCAGCAGAGCCAAGUCGAAGAGUCGAACGAUACCAACAAUGAGCUUGCAAAUGAACUAGAACAAACGCUGGAUGCGAGUGCUGUGGAGGUCUUUUGCGGAGAGCUCCUAGAAAGCUGGGAAGAGGCACUUGGAGGGGUAUUAUCAAUCAAAUGA
Talaromyces stipitatus ATCC 10500 is the source of this 2847-nucleotide messenger RNA. Its product is annotated as cytoskeleton organization protein (Dec1), putative. Gene Ontology annotation, biological process: N-terminal peptidyl-methionine acetylation. Gene Ontology annotation, molecular function: protein-N-terminal amino-acid acetyltransferase activity. Lineage: Eukaryota; Fungi; Ascomycota; Eurotiomycetes; Eurotiales; Trichocomaceae. The record is from RefSeq and is a predicted model, not a curated record. The transcript has 8 exons. The coding region runs from base 1 to 2847 and encodes 948 amino acids. Gene Ontology annotation, cellular component: NatB complex; cytoplasm.